Molecule: messenger RNA, 420 nt
Organism: Lottia gigantea (owl limpet)
Lineage: Eukaryota; Metazoa; Mollusca; Gastropoda; Lottiidae
Exons: 3
Coding region: 1-420 (139 amino acids)
Source: RefSeq, a predicted model, not a curated record
AUGGCCAUUUUGCACUUCAUCUUGCAGACGUUCCUACUAUGUUCCGUUAUAUAUGAAACCUUCGGAGUGAUGUCAUUUAACGAUAUGAAAAGGGACAUAUUUAUGAAAAUACCUCUCAAUGACAGGAAAGCUAUCUUCUUGCAGAGAGUUCCUGUAGAUUUUAACAAAGACGGCUAUGUUGAUAAUUAUGAAGUAGAACGAUUACUUGGACAAUAUUGGACACCAGAGGACAUUGACUUCUUUCUCAGUCAUUGUGAAGCAAUUGGUGAAGACGAAGGCAUAUCUGUACAUGAGUUUUAUAUGUCUAUCAAAGUAUUUUCCGGAUUCUUCAGACCAUGUGGCGAAGGCAGUUUAUGUCCAGUCAAAGUAACACCAAAAGUAACAAAAAAGGUAACACCAAAAGUGAAGAAAGAAUUAUAA